UGAGAGAGGAGCUCGGCAGAGCUCACGGUGUUUCCGCUGGUGGAGGUCUGUCACCGGGCCGGUCUUCACGUGUUAGAGCCGCAGAGCCGCGGCUCAGAGUCGGACUGAAGUCGGACUGAAGUCGGACUGAAGUCAGCUGCAGGGAGAACACGAACUCCUCACACACAGCUGACCUGGAUUUGUUUGGUUUUGAUUCUUUUUAUUAGUAUAUUUUUCAUGACCAAUGAGGAAAAGUCUCCAGAGAUUCUCGGUCUGGAGGUGAAGUUUGGCUCCUGCUUAAAACUGACGACUAUGAUUGAAAGCCGAGACUGAGGCUCCUGACAGGAUGAAUCGUGGUUUCCUCCUCCUGGUGCUGCUGCUCUGGGCCCCCGGCCCCGGUGCCCUCGGCCAGUGUGACAAAUCGUUUGAGAACAACAAACUCAACCUCUCAGUCAACUACCAGCUGCCAACCUUCACGGCAGACUUCCCCAUUGAAAACCUGGUGACGCUGGACGGACAGAUCUACGUGGGGGCGGUGAAUCGAAUCUACGCCCUGAACCCAGACCUGACCAAGCUCUCAGAGUACCACACGGGCCCGCUGUUCGCCAAUGAGACCUGCGGUCAGACCCUGACCCAAACCACAGGCGGCGGCCGGGUGGACAACCACAACAUUGCCCUAGUGGUGGAGACCAUUUAUGACAAGGGAUUGUACAGCUGCGGCUCGGCGGACAACGGCGUGUGUCGACGUCACGUCCUGGAUGAAGGCCAUCUGCCAAAAACGGUAGACGAAGACGUCUCCUGCUUCGCUGACCGGGUUACCCUCGGCACCGGUCAACCCACCGGCCCAGACGUUGUGGUCGGCCCGUCGGGCGCUCAGGUGCUGAACGUGGAGACCAACCUCAUCACGUUCUUUGUUGGCAACUCUGAGAUCCCUGGGCUCGAAAACGUCAACAGACGUGAAACGUCGUCUCACACGCUGUCGGUGAGAAAGAUGAGGACGAGUCAGAACGGCUUUGAGUUCUUCUCCAGCCAGUCCUACAUGGACUUGAUUCCGUCCCUGCGUGGGAACUACUACCUGCGCUACGUUCACUCUUUCAGCAGCGGACCUUUCACCUACUUCCUCACGGUGCAGAGGGUGAGCAGGGACUCUCAGACCUACCACACCCGCAUCGUCCGAAUGUGCUCCUCGGAUCAGAUGAUACGCCGCUACAUGGAGAUGCCCCUCGAAUGCAUCAGCACCGAUAAGAGGCGGCGGCGGCGGCGCUCCACGGAAGAUGUGAAAGUCUUCAACAUCCUGCAGGCGGCUCACGUCACCAAGGUGGGAAACGACGUGGAGCUCCAGAGGCUGUUGAGGGUGGAGGAGGGCGAUGACGUGCUGUUCGCCGCCUUCGCUCGAGGAAAAGCCAACUCUCCGGAGCCGACUCCUAACUCGGCCGUCUGCAUCAUGUCCCUCAAACACAUCAACGCCAUGUUCAAGAUGUACAUGCAGAAAUGCAACACAGUGGACCCGUAUCACUUCACUGGAUCGGAUCAGAAGUCCUGCUACAACGCGAGCACGUCUGACGACUGUGACCCACAUGAGGGCAUCCACGAGGGCAAAGAGGGCAAGUACCGGCUGCAGGUGACCCAGUUCGUGCAGAGGUUGGAGUACUGGCACAAAGAGCUGACCGACACGCUGGUCACCGCCAUAACUGUGGUUCCGCUUCACGGCCGCACGGUGGUGUACCUGGGUACUGCGGACGGACGCCACAUACAGGUGCUUUUCUCCCGCUUUGCCUCCCCUCACGUCAACAUCCGACUGGACUGGCGGCCGGUCUCCUCCAGCGUGGCGCUGCUGGACUCCAGCGACUCAGAGGGGGCGCUGCUCAUCGCCACGGGAAACAAGCUGACUAAGGUUCCUCUGAUUGGCCCUGGCUGUGAUCAGCUGACCAGCUGCACUUCCUGUCUGCUGUCGUCCAAGGUGACUCAGUGUGGGUGGUGUGACGGACGCUGCACCAGAGCCCACCAGUGUCCGUCCUCCGUGUGGACGCAGCAGUACUGCACUCCAGUCAUCACUAAGUUUUCUCCAUCUUCUGGUCCAAUCCGAGGCUCGACAGUCGUCACGAUCUGUGGUCAAAACUUCGGCUUCGACAAGACGGAGAGUUUCAAGGCUGCGUUGGUGACGGUGGACGUGGCCGGAGCUCCGUGCAAACUGCCCAGACACGACAGUAUCAACGGGUGGAGCGAGCUGCAGUGUAACCCGGUGUUCAGUGGGAACUUCACGCCAUCAGGUCACACGGUGAAGGUCACCACACUCAACAAGGUGGCCAGGAUGGACGGCUUCACUUUUGUGGAACCUGUGAUCCAUGAAAUCUUCCCAACGUUUGGACCAAAGUCCGGCAACACCAUGCUGACCGUCCGAGGAGCGUUCCUCGAUACUGGAAACAAACAGGAAGUGACAGUUGGAACGGCGCUCUGUAAAAUACAGAGCUUGUCCUCCACCAUGUUGACCUGUAAGACGCCUCCUCACGCGUUUCCCUCUGAGCAAGUGGUGAAGCUGACGGUGGAUUCGGUGGAGGUUCUGGCUCCGAGGCUCUUCACCUACAACCAGGACCCCAUCAUCAACAGCAUCCAGCCCUCGCGCUCCUUCGUCAGUGGAGGCUGCACGGUGUCAGCUCACGGCUUCUUCCUCCAGUCCGGCCUCCAGCCCCAGAUGGUCCUCACCACUGGCCAGGACGCCCAAGUCUUCCAUGUGAGCUGUGUGUUCGGUGAGAACAGGACCUCCAUCCAGUGCACCACACCGUCUCUGGCUAAGCUGGCCCUGCAGCCCCCGGUGGUCACCAAGGUGGCGUUCGUCCUGGACGGCUACUCCACCGAUCAGUGGGACCUGAUUUAUGUGGAGGACCCACUUUUCCAGGACCCAAAACUGACCUCCAAGGACAACAAAAGCAUAGUGGAGCUGAAGGGCGACCGUAUGGACAGAGAAGCCAUGAAAUGUCAGGUCCUGACUGUGUCCAACCACAGCUGUGAGACUCUGACUCUGGUCGGGAACACUCUGGAGUGCACCGUCCCCACUGAGCUGCAGGCUAAUCCAGCCAAGGAGCUGCAGGUGGAGUGGCGUCAGGCGGACUCCAUCCGAACCCUGGGUACGGUGACUCUGGCUCAGGAACCGGACUACACGGCUCUGAUCGUGGGCUGUGUCUGCGUUAGCCUGAUCCUGCUGCUGCUGGGAACGCUGCUGCUGUGGAAGAGGAACAAACACAUCGACGAUCUGUCUGAAGUUUGGUACGACGGCCGCGGCCACAUCCAGCAUCUGGACAGGCUAGCUAACGCAAGGAGCGUUAGCCCAACCAAUGAAAUGGUUUCCCACGAGUCAGUGGACUAUAGAACCACCCUGCUGGAAGAUCAGGGCACAGACAGGCCUGAGACGUGCCGGGCAGCCGCUCCUAUCUUUGGUGGCAACGGCGAGCUGAUGUCUCCCAGACUGGGGGCGCUGGGCGCCGGGAUGGGUCUGGGGAUGGAUGGCGAGCUGAUGUCACCUUUGCUGAUGGCUCCGGUCCACAUAGACCCGUCCUGUCUCCACCCGGACCUGCUGACAGAGGUGCAGCACGUGGUGAUCGCCAGGGAACAGCUGCUGCUCCACCUCAACCAAAUCAUCGGCAGAGGUCACUUUGGAUGUGUUUUCCAUGGAACUCUGCUGGAACCAGACGGGCAGAAGCAGCACUGUGCCGUCAAGUCUUUGAAUCGCAUCACUGAUCUGGAGGAGGUGUCGCAGUUCCUGAAGGAGGGCAUCAUCAUGAAGGACUUCAGCCACCCCAAUGUCCUCUCUCUGCUGGGAAUCUGUCUGCCACCAGAGGGCUCCCCACUGGUGGUCCUGCCCUACAUGAAGCACGGCGACCUGCGCAACUUCAUCCGUGAUGAGGCUCACAACCCGACAGUCAAAGAUCUGAUGGGGUUCGGGCUGCAGGUGGCCAGAGGGAUGGAGUAUCUGGCCAGCAAGAAGUUUGUCCACAGAGACCUGGCCGCCAGAAACUGCAUGUUGGACGAGAGCUACACCGUGAAGGUUGCAGACUUUGGUUUGGCCCGGGACGUCUACGAUAAGGAGUAUUACAGUGUCCACAACAAGAGCGGAGUGAAGUUACCGGUCAAGUGGAUGGCUCUGGAGAGUCUGCAGACGCACAAGUUCACCACCAAGUCUGACGUGUGGUCAUUUGGCGUGUUGCUGUGGGAGCUGAUGACCCGCGGAGCGCCACCGUACUCCGAUGUGAACUCCUUCGACAUCACCGUGUUCCUCCUGCAGGGGAGGAGGCUGCUGCAGCCCGAGUUCUGCCCCGAUGCCCUCUACACGGUCAUGAUCGAGUGCUGGCAUCCAAAGCCGGAGCGCCGGCCCUCGUUCUCCGAGCUCGUGUCGCGUAUUUCCUCCAUCUUCGCCAGCUUCACCGGGGAGCACUACGUCCUGCUCAACACCACCUACGUCAACAUCGACAAGAUGAGUCCUUACCCUUCUCUCCUCGCCUCCACUUCCACAAAUCCCACUUUUUCUCCACCCUCAAAUGAUCCCUGCACGUCCACGUCCCUGCCUUCCCCGUCCCACUUCCUUUGCCACGUGGAGCGAGACUGCUGCACCUGAAGCAGCAGAACCAGGAGAGCAGGAGGUGAAGAACUGCUGUACGUUCUCGUCCAACACUGGACACUGAGUGACUGAGGAAGAACAGCUUCUGUGCUUUGUUCACUUCAUGUACAUAGACCCCUUGACAUUUGACCUUCCCAAGCAUCAAGGAACGACAGGGGCCACGUAGGGCGCUGACCUCAUGGACUGCCCCCUGUGACCUUUUAUUAACCCUGGGGAGGAGGAGGUCAGCUUUCCUUGGUUUUCUACAGAGCACGUGAACACCUCCUCCAAGGUCUUACAGCCGAUGAAAUCCAUCGAGACAGAAAGUCAUUCAUCAACCCAGACCAGUGACUGCUGCACCCACACCAGGCCGGCAUGGAUUUCCUCGGGAACCCGUCCCAUCAGGGUGGUCCAUGCUCCGAUACGCGGAUGUGGCUUGAACCUUGUCACUGACUUUAAUGUGAAUGUUCGACAAAUGGUCGUAUUAUUAAUAAUCCACGCCUCCACCGACGAUCAGACCUGCUGUGAUACAUCUGCUGCCUCAGGGGAGUAAACCAAGGCAUGCAGGAGGUGAUGGUAAUGGCAGUGUGGGCGUGAGGUGGGAUGUAUUAAAAAAAAA
Messenger RNA from Cynoglossus semilaevis (tongue sole), 5189 nucleotides. RefSeq names its product MET proto-oncogene, receptor tyrosine kinase (gene met). Gene Ontology annotation, biological process: protein phosphorylation; regulation of cell migration; cell surface receptor protein tyrosine kinase signaling pathway. The record is from RefSeq and is a predicted model, not a curated record. Gene Ontology annotation, molecular function: ATP binding; transmembrane receptor protein tyrosine kinase activity; protein binding. Gene Ontology annotation, cellular component: plasma membrane; semaphorin receptor complex. Lineage: Eukaryota; Metazoa; Chordata; Actinopteri; Pleuronectiformes; Cynoglossidae. The transcript has 21 exons. Bases 326 to 4588 code for a protein of 1420 amino acids.